UUGCAUUCCAUCGAUCUCGCACCCAGGAUCGACAAUCGAGAGAGCAAGCGCAAAGCACGAACUGCCUCCAUCUUUAUUUUUAGCUACUAGCUAGGCACCUGCAGAUUGCUGAUCGAGAUCUAGAUUCUAGAUCGACGAUCGAGCGUUGUCGUCUAGCUAGCUACGUACACAGCCUGUCGUCAGAUCGUUUACAGGUGGUGGUCUACCAAGGCCCGCCGGCGCCAUGAUCCCGGGGUCGGCCGUGUACCACGUCGUGGAGGCGAUGGCGCCGCUGUACACGGCGGCGGUGCUGGGCUACGCGUCCGUACGGUGGCUCAAGGCCUUCUCCGACGAGCAGUGCGCGGGGAUCAACCACUUCGUCGCGCUCUACGCUGUGCCGGUCCUCAUCUUCCACAUGGUCUCCACCAACGACCCCUACCACAUGAACGAGCGCCUCAUCGCCGCCGACACGCUGCAGAAGGCCAUCAUGCUGCUCGCCCUCACGGCCUGGGCCUUCUGGUCCCACUACCGCGGCCGCCGCCGCGGCGGCGCCAAGGACGACGGGGCGGCGCCGCUGUCGCCGAUCAAGUGGGUGGUCACCAACUUCUCCGUCGCGUCGCUGCCCAACACUAUCAUCAUGGGCGUGCCGCUGCUCGACGGCAUGUACGGGUCCGUGUCCGGGGGCCUCAUGAAGCAGAUCGUCGUCAUGCAGUUCUGCAUCUGGUACAACGUCGUCAUCUUCCUCUACGAGUUCAUGGCGGCGCGGGACAGCAGCGCCAAGAUCAGCCCCGUGUCAGUGGCGGCGGCGGCGGCGGCCGGGAACCGCGACCGCAUCGGCGAGAACGGCGGAAGCAUUCAUGCCGAGGGUAGUCGGCACCAGGUGGUCGUCAACAUUGAGAUCACCGAGGCGGCGGCGGCGGCGGCGGCGGCGGCUGCGUCGCCCGCGGCACCAGACAGCCGCGCGGCCGAAGAGACGGCGGCGGCGGCGGCGGUCGCGAAGGAGCUGACCGCGGAUGCAGAUGCUAAUAAUGCUAAGGCCGCCGAGGAGGUGCCGGCUGUCCCGCCGCCAGCGCCGGCCCAGCAGGUGCCGCCGGUUAUGCACGUCGUAUGGAUGGCGGUGAAGAAGCUUCUCCAGAUUCCCAACACCUACGCGAGCUUCCUUGGCCUCAUCUGGUCUCUCAUGGCAUUCAAGAUUGGAUUCUCGAUGCCGAAAAUUGUUGACGACUCUCUGUUCGUCAUCUACACAACCGCCGUUGGGUUGAGCAUGUUCGCUUCAGGUACGUUCAUUGCGCGGCAGUCACGGUUCGUACCGUGCGGGUACACCAUCGCGUCGUUGUCCAUGGUCCUCAAGUUCCUGAUCGGCCCGGUGAUCAUGCUGCUCGUCUCGCUCGCCAUCGGGAUGCACGGCACCCUUCUGCACAUUGCUGUUGUACAGGCGGCGCUCCCCCUGGCCGUGACCUCGUUCGUGUACGCGGAGGAGUACAAGGUCCACGCCGACAUCAUGAGCACUGGGGUUAUUCUGGGGAUAUUCAUCUCGCUGCCUGUCACGAUUGUGUACUACAUACUGUUGGGGCUGUGAUCAAGGAGAAUGGUUGAGUUGCAUGUGGGGAAAUAGGUACAGAUUGAGGCAGCGCGCACCCGGAGAUUGAAUAGGUCAACCGACGAUCACUGGCUGGACAGACAGCUGAGAAGAUUUAGGCGCGACGACGCCAAGGAAAUUACAAUUACUGAUGCUGUCAAAAAAUAAGAGAGGUGAACAAGCAUUUUGAGUAGCAGUAGAUGGUAGUUUAUGUGUUGAAACAUUUCAAUGUACAGUGAGAAACCGAAAACUAGCUUAUGUCAUUUUUUUAAAAAAAAAA
Panicum virgatum (switchgrass) is the source of this 1838-nucleotide messenger RNA. Its product is annotated as probable auxin efflux carrier component 9. The coding region runs from base 224 to 1558 and encodes 444 amino acids. The transcript has 5 exons. Gene Ontology annotation, cellular component: endoplasmic reticulum; plasma membrane. Gene Ontology annotation, molecular function: auxin efflux transmembrane transporter activity. The record is from RefSeq and is a predicted model, not a curated record. Gene Ontology annotation, biological process: auxin export across the plasma membrane; auxin polar transport. NCBI's taxonomy places the organism in Eukaryota, Viridiplantae, Streptophyta, Magnoliopsida, Poales, Poaceae.